Messenger RNA from Brassicogethes aeneus, 436 nucleotides. The record is from the annotation of a GenBank genome assembly. NCBI's taxonomy places the organism in Eukaryota, Metazoa, Arthropoda, Insecta, Coleoptera, Nitidulidae.
AAAAAUGAGUUCCGAGGACGAAAUAGCCAUUCGAAAGUUGCACUCCAAAACGGCGAAAUUGUUCCUGAGAAGAUCCUCAUCAACAACUGGUAUCGGCGAUCUCUUCUCGAAAAACUUGAACCUGAGAGAAGCGCGCUCCGACGCGGGAAAUGUGGAAGACGUGAAAAGCGUUUCUUCGAACGAAGAAGAACCGAACUUGAAUUACGAGAGCCCCUACAAGAAGGACGCCAUUUCCGACGACACCAAGUGCAUCGAGACCGAAGACAUGCUGAUGAACAGACCGGUAUCCAUAAGUUACAGCGUUCUAAACUUCCAGGGAAAGAAAUACACCCUAAACGACAUCGCACAUAAGUGGAAGAAGGACUGCAGGAUCUGGCUUUGGAAGAAUAACAAACAGUUCAAGAAAAAUCGAUCUGUAGGCGAAGUUAAACCCUAG